Molecule: messenger RNA, 897 nt
Organism: Leguminivora glycinivorella
Lineage: Eukaryota; Metazoa; Arthropoda; Insecta; Lepidoptera; Tortricidae
Product: UDP-glucosyltransferase 2-like
Exons: 4
Coding region: 1-897 (298 amino acids)
Molecular function (GO): UDP-glycosyltransferase activity
Source: RefSeq, a predicted model, not a curated record
AUGUUGUAUCAAGAGAAAGAAGAUGCGAUGCUUCGUGACUUGUUCGGCGAGGAUAUGCCUCCGUUGGAAGAGUUGAAGAAUAACGUGGAGUUGUUGAUGGUGAAUAUAGAUCCUGUGUUCGAGGGCUAUCGUCCUGUGCCGCCGAAUGUCAUACAUUUGGGGAGUCUUAAUUGUGCACCGUUGAAGGAUUUGCCUCAAGACUUACAAUCCUGGAUGGACUCAUCAAAGCACGGGGUCAUCUACAUGAGUUUCGGCACGAACACGGAUCCGUCCCUGCUGCCGCCGGAGCGGAUGGCGGUGUUCGUGCGGGUGUUCCGGGCGCUGCCGUACGACGUGCUGUGGAAGUGGAAGGAGCCGCCGGCCGGGCUGCCGGACAAUGUGCGGACGGCCGAGUGGCUGCCGCAGUCGGAUCUGCUGCGCCACAAGAAGCUGGUCCUCUUCAUCACGCAAGCAGGCCUUCAGUCCACAGACGAGGCCAUCCGCGCCGGUGUGCCUCUCCUAGCGUUCCCCAUGCUCGGGGACCAAUGGUUCAACGCUGAGCAAUAUGAGAGGCUUGGGGUGGGACGAAGGCUGGAGCUGGCUUCGCUUACUGAUGAUCAGCUGAAGGAAAAUAUUGAAGAGAUUAUAAAAAACCAAAGUUACCGCACCCGCUCCAAGCUCCUAAGCGAGGAAAUGCUGGACCGUCCAGAAUCAGCCCUGGAGCGCGCGAUCUGGUGGAUCGAGCGCACACUGCGGCGCCGCACGCGCCGGCGCGCUCCCGCCGUGAGCAUCACCUGUCUCACCUUCAUCGAUGGAGACAUUAUAGUCGCCGCGCUUGCGAUGUUCGUUUGUCUAGUAGUAGCCCUUAUAGGGUUGUAUAAGGUGCUUACUAGGAGAGCGAAAGUUAAAACUGCUUAA